Mytilus trossulus (common blue mussel) is the source of this 12201-nucleotide messenger RNA. RefSeq lists its product as uncharacterized. The coding region runs from base 1 to 12201 and encodes 4066 amino acids. The record is from RefSeq and is a predicted model, not a curated record. Lineage: Eukaryota; Metazoa; Mollusca; Bivalvia; Mytilida; Mytilidae. Gene Ontology annotation, molecular function: protein binding. The transcript is spliced from 56 exons.
AUGGAAUUUGAUACGACUGUCAUACAAAUGGUACUUGCUCUUCUCCUGUUCUGCAAGGCCAGUGCUAUUCCAUAUCCAGACAUAGAUGCCUCAUUAGACGAACUAGUUUUAAGAAAUGCAGGAUAUACCAAUAUAGGUUAUCGAUCUUUAUGGAAUGUACUUCGCUGCCUAGGCGUAAGAGCUUCACAACACACGGUUAGGCUAGUUUUGAAAGCUAUUGACGGAGAAGGCGUUUUAAGGAGACAAAGACAUAGGCUUACAAGAAGACGAUACACUAGUAACGGACCGAGCUUUUGCAUCCACGUCGAUGGAUAUGAUAAGUUAAAGCCGUUUGGAAUAUCUGUUCAUGGUGGAAUCGACGGUUUUUCAAGAAAGAUACUUUGGCUGAAGGCUACAAGUUCAAAUAAAAAUCCCCGUAUAGUUGCAGGACAUUUUCUUGAGUAUUUGAAGACAAGCAAGAGGGUUCCAAGGGUAGUACGCAUGGAUGCAGGAACUGAAAAUGUUAUAAUUGAACGUAUUCAAAUAGCUUUGAUAUCAUUUCAUGCUGAUAGCAUGGCAGGACAUAGAAGUGUUUCAAUAGGAAGAUCAACUGCCAACCAAAAGAUCGAAAUGCUAUGGAGUUUUCUGAUGCGAAAUUUCACAACAUUUUGGAGGAAUUUGUUUAAAGAUAUGGUAGAUGAAGGUAUACUAAACAAUGCCGACCCUGUGCAUCUUGAAUGCAUACGGUUUUGUUUCCUACCACUUAUUCAGAGACAUUUAGACAUGUUUCUACAAUCAUGGAACUCGCACAGAAUAAGAUCUCAAAGAAAUGUUGAAUGUCCACAUGGUAUACCUGACGUUAUGUACUACCAACCUUUUAUUUACGAUAAAUAUGACUGCUCUUAUGAAUUGCCGUGUGACAUAGUUGUAUUGGAUUACUUAACUGAUAUAUACGCGGAUGCUGUUCUACCUAGAGGCACUAAAGAAGAAUUUAGACAAUUAAUAAAUACUCUCACGUUUUUAGAUAUCGAAGAAUUCGAUGUCAUUGAAACUCCAACACAGGCCAAAGAAUUGUUCAACUUAUUAACAGGUGUAAUAUCACAACAUUUGACUAAGCAUCAUUCUGCCCUAGCUUGUGAUGAUGGAUGGAUUUACAAAUCUUACGCUGAUAAAGACUGUAGCUAUGCAAUAUGUGAUGGAAAAACUAAUUUCAAUGGAGCUUGUAAUAUCUAUUAUUCUGACGACCAAAUAAUAACAAGAAGUCAUAGUUCACCACAGAGGUCAAGUGGAGGAAGCUGUACCAGUCCAAACAACUGCAUAAACUGUAAUGAUGGAUUUUACUCUGAUGGCCCUAAUUGUAGAAUUUGUUCUAAGAUCAGUAACUGUAACCACAGACGAUGUACGACGGCCACAAACCAGAAAUGCAUGUAUUGUGAAGGAGACGUGGCAUCCAGACCUUAUUGGAGAGCCUAUACUCCAGAGAUAGAUGAUGCCAUUUCUUGUCAAAAGACCUGUAACUGGAGAGCUGAUAGUACCCGUUGUUAUCCUGGAACUUGUGCUAAUGAGUUGGCAGAUAACUGUAAAUGUUCAGGGAACUUUACUGGAAAUCAUUGUGAAAAAAUAAUGGAUGACCCUACGAUUGCCUUUAACCAUGCAGCUUUUUAUGAUAAGAGCAAGCUACACAAGUUGGAGAAUGACCCAAAUUAUGUUGGGAAUGAUAUACCUGUUUAUUGGACAAACUUUGUAGGGUUUAGUACUAUUGAGACGAGUAUGGCUGCCAAAUAUCUACAACCACCAGACAUUAGGGAUGCAGAUCAUUAUGUGACUGCUUUUAGAGUUGGUCUGAUUGUGCAGAAGUUAACAGUGUCAUUUUAUAAGAAUGGAAUGUUUGAGUCAUCUCAGGUGGAGGAAUGCAGUGGAAUGGACAGGGACCUACCUGUGGAUACCAAACAUUGCUCAAACCAGUUUAUCUUAAGUUAUUUUCCAACAACACUACAUAAUGAUAAGAUAAUGUUUGCAGUAAGUGCAAAGAAUGGUGGUUAUUUAGAUGUACAUAAUAGAGAAACUGAUGGAGUUAACAGAUAUUAUUAUGAAGGAAGGACAUUGGUCCGUGAGUUUGAGUUCCACUGGGAUCUGGUCAACCCUUACCAUUGCUCUGUUACACAGGGGUUAGGAUGUGAUGCCUUUGCUUCUGUUAAAAGUGAUAUAACAGAUAAUCCAAACAUAACUUUGUCCUUUGGAGGUUGGGCAGAUGAUUUGUCUGGAUUAUCAUAUUACGACUAUGAUGUUUACGAGCUUGGUCAUAAUGGAGUGGAGUUAAUUGAUGGCAUGAGUGUAGUAAUAAGCCAAACCAAGAUACAUGUAGAUAAUCGCACAAACACAUUUACUGUUCCUAGACCUGGAGCUUACUCCCUACAUUUUUUUGCCUUUGACAAGGCAGGCAAUUAUAAAACUGGACGAGCCUUGUUCCUGUUUGACGACCAGUCGGUUGUUGAUAAGUAUGAUCAUCAGCAGACAAUCUGCUCCACGUCUUCCCAGAAUACAUCAUAUCAAUGGGUAGUGACUAAUACAGAUACUCUACAGAUAAUAUGGACAGACAGGUUUAUAAAUACUCGACAUGAAGACAAUCGCUGGCUGAAUGAAGUGCAGACAUUUUCACCCAGUGCUGAGACUUCUAUAUAUGAAGAUUUAUAUGGCAAUAGGACAAAUAAGUUGAUAAAUAAUCAGCAUGGCAUUGUUGAUUUUCAAGUGUCAUUUGACGUCCACAGCCCUUUAUUGAAAGAUUCCCGACCUUUAACCUCUGUAUCUGACAUUCAUAACCAGUAUGACAUUCUCAAGGUCAACUGGACAGAUGGAGAUAGACUGACGUCAACAGUAAGGGCGUUAGAUGUUCUUGGAAAAUUUAAUGAGGAUACAAUCAUAAUAUACAGAGAUGCCACGCCCCCUGUCAUAGAGAACUUGUGGUUGACAAGAGGGGACAGAGUCAAUAUAAGUGUCCAUAGAAUCGAGGAUUUCACAGAAAUGAUAAUUGAAUGGGAAGCCUAUGAUGAUCACAGUGGUUUAGAUUAUAUUUAUUGGAAACUAUAUGACAAAUAUGGUGGUACUGAAGUCUUACAUGGUCAUGAGGAUAUCAUCACUCAAGGAGGGGCAGAUGCAUUGGAAGAGUGUGAAAACAUGUAUAAAUCCUAUGCAAGGGGAGCUUACUGUUACUGUACACCAUUCAUGGGAUGUUAUCAUAGGCAUUUCCAAGUAAAACCAGAGAUUAAAGCACAUGGAGGACUGAUCCACAACUUAUACAAGGGUGUCCAUGAUUAUGAUUACCACAUAGAUAUAUCUGUAACCAACAAGGCUAAUAUUACUACACUCCUCACCAAGAAGGUAAGACUGAUCUACAACUUAUACAAGGGUGUCCAUGAUUACGAUUACCACAUAGAUAUAUCUGUAACUAACAAAGCUAAUGUUACUACACUCCUUACCAAGAAGGUAAGACUGAUCCACAACUUAUACAAGGGUGUCCAUGAUUACAAUUACCACAUAGAUCUAUCUGUAACUAACAAAGCUAAUAUUACUACACUCCUCACCAAGAAGGUAAGACUGAUUCACAACUUAUACAAGGGUGUCCAUGAUUACUAUUACCACAUAGAUAUAUCUGUAACUAACAAAGCUAAUAUUACUACACUCCUCACCAAGGAGGUAAGACUGAUCUACAACUUAUACAAGGGUGUUCAUGAUUACUAUUACCACAUAGAUAUAUCUGUAACUAAUAAAGCUAAUAUCACUACACUCCUCACCAAGAAGAUAAGACUGAUUCACAACUUAUACAAGGGUGUCCAUGAUUACGAUUACCACAUAGAUAUAUCUGUAACUAAUAAAGCUAAUAUUACUACUCUCCUCACCAAGAAGGUAAGACUGAUUCACAACUUAUACAAGGGUGUCCAUGAUUAUGAUUACCACAUAGAUAUAUCUGUAACUAAUAAAGCUAAUAUUACUACACUCCUCACCAAGAAAGUAAGACUGAUUCACAACUUAUACAAGGGUGUCCAUGAUUACGAUUACCACAUAGAUAUAUCUGUAACCAACAAAGCUAAUAUUACUACUCUCCUCACCAAGAAGGUAAGACUGAUCCACAACUUAUACAAGGGUGUCCAUGAUUACGAUUACCACAUAGACAUAUCUGUAACUAAUAAAGCUAAUAUUACUACUCUCCUCACCAAGAAGGUAAGACUGAUUCACAACUUAUACAAGGGUGUCCAUGAUUACGAUUACCACAUAGAUAUAUCUGUAACUAACAAAGCUUAUAUUACUACUCUCCUCACCAAGAAGAAAGUAAGACUGAUCCACAACUUAUACAAGGGUGUCCAUGAUUACGAUUACCACAUAGAUCUAUCUGUAACUAACAAAGCUAAUAUUACUACACUCCUCACCAAGAAGAUAACAAUUGACAUCAGUCCUCCACAUGCAGGUGUGGUCCAUGAUGGUAUUGUUGGUAGUCCAGAAGUAGAUUAUCAACAGGAACUGACCAUCAGAGCCUAUUGGGACCAGUUCUUUGACAGAGAAAGUGGGGUCUUCUUUUAUCAAUAUAUUGUUGGGAGUAGCUGUGCAAAUAAAGAUAAUUUUGAUCUGGAACUCACUCAUCCUAAUGUAGUAGAAACAUAUGACACCUUUGCUAGUGUAACAGUCAGUUCAGAGGGAACGUAUUACUUCACUGUAAUAGCCUAUAAUAGAGCAUUAGAACCUUCUGACCCAGUCUGUUCUGAUGGUGUUACAAUAGAUACUUCUGUACCAAGCAUUGAACAAGUGGCUGUUGAGAAUGCAAGAAUUGUGGGAGGCUUGAUAAAGGAAACAUCAAAAUAUUACAUUCUAGGAUCAGACCGCAAUAGAAGACUUAUUUCCAAUCCAACAACAGAAUGUGUAGACAAGGCAACAGAAAUAUCAGAUAUAGACCUGUACCCCUUGGAACAGUAUGAUAAUGGUACUAUAGUAGAAGUUAAUGGAACUGUGUUCUGUCAAAACUCAACUGGAGCACCAAGCAAUAUAGGGAUUACUGUAUCAAAGUCUUCUAUGAUGGAGAUAUCCUGGGUACCAGUUUUAGUACCAGGACAGAUUUAUGACUAUGAAGUUGGAUUAUCCACUACAUCAGGAAGUUCUGCUCCUGAUCUGUUGGCAUUCCAGUCUACAAAACAACAUGCUCAUUAUUUUAUCAUGCAUAGUAAUAUACCUGAUGGAAUGAGGUUUUUCAUUGUUAUUAAAACAAUUAGUAAAUCCAAUAAAGAAGGAAUAACAUCCAUCGGGCCAUGCUUUGUUGACACCACACCACCAGACUUUACAGGGUCUAUAAGUCUGACAUUAUCUGGGGACUAUCUGUUAGCUACAUGGGCAGCUGAUGCAUUUGUUGACAGUGAAGAUUUAUAUGACUUGGACUAUGAAUUUUCUGUUGGACAUGAAAUAUACAGCACUGACGUCCAAGGUUUUAUCCCCCUUAGAGAGGGAGGUGGCUGUUUAAUUACCACCCCACCAAUUUGUACAGCAGUGAAAAUCAUUGAUUUAGACUGGUACCUUCAUGGACAUCACACAUAUUUCAUUUCUAUCAAAGUAACCAACACAGCUGGGUUAGCUACUAUACAGGCAUCAAGUCCAUAUAUCCAUGAUGUUCAGUUACCAGCUGAAGGUUUGGUGCUAGAUAUUGAUUCUCAGAAUUUUACAACAGAUAUUCCCUUGAAGGAUAUAGAAGAUAUAGAUUUUCAGUCAGACAAAACAAGUAUAGCAUCUAGAUGGUCUGGAUUUGCACAUCCACAUUUAGAUGUGACCUAUAAAGUCAGUAUUGGUUCUACUAAAGGAGGAAGUAAUAUGUUAUCAUUAAAAGAUGUCGGGAUUGUUACGGCACACAAAGAAACAGGUUUAUUGCUGGACCCAUUGAAGAAAUAUUUUGUGACUGUGACUGCAGUGACAUCUGCUGGCAGCAUUAGUGUUUCUUCAGAUGGUGUUACCAUAGUAACAGAGAAUGCUGUAUUACCAGGAGUGAUGAUAUAUGAUGGGAAGCCUUGUAAUAUGACAGAUUUCACCCUUAAUCAUCAUGAAGAGGACCACAGAUUUCCAUGUCCAGAAGACAUAGAUGUCCAGAUGUCAUUGAACUCCAUCAAGGCCUACUGGACAGUACCAGAGGAUAUACAGACCUAUACUUUUGAUGCAUUGUUUGCUAUAGAAAGACGAUCAUCUCUCGGAGAUAUGUGGUUUCCCUUCCAUGGAUUUGAUUAUGUCUCCACAGUAUUUGACAUAACAGUAGAUGACUUAACACUAUCGCCUGGGACCAUGUACCGUGUUGUGCUGAAACUUUGUGCCAAUACAAUUUGUUUCCAGACAAUCAGUACAGAUGGAGUAAUGGUGAUGUCUAGUCCCCCAGCAACAGGGGCAAUAACUCUUCAACAUCUGAAUUUGACUGUUGGUGGUGGAACUGAAAAGCUGCUUGUGACUUUUGACCAAUUUUAUGACCCAGAUAUAGAGAACAUUAUAGAAAAGUAUGACGCAGUUCCAACAUAUGAGUAUGCUAUAACUGAUAAUUCUCUGCUUGGAAAAAUGUACACACCAUGGACUUCAAUAACAAGUCAAACUAUAAACAAUCACAAGGUAUCAUUUGAGGUGCCUUUAAUUGGUGAGAUGGAUUUUUCUAGAUGUAAAAGAUUAACUAUUAGAGGUUAUAACAAAGCCAAGCAUUAUUCCAUUGUGUCAACAGAGAUCAAAGAUUGUGCAGCUUACAAUCCUAUACUGAUUAACCCAAACAUUGUAAUAGAUGCUAUAGGACAACCUGAUCUAGUAGAUGGAAUUGGAAGGACAAUUUAUCUGACCAAGAAUGACUACUGGACAGAGGCUGACCAGGAUUACACGCCAUACAAGAAUGUUAUAUCUGCUGUGUGGCCUACACUACGUCAUAGAUCUUACACUUAUGCUGUUCUCAAUGCUAAAACAAUAGAUGUCACCACCUACUAUCGUCAAAUUAAUCAGCUUAGUUUGAAAGACCCAUGUGAUCACCCAGAUGCUAUAAAAUGUGGAGCUACAAAUUCCGAGUUUAUGAAUGUUGAGUUUGGUGAUGGAGAAUUGGUUCAUGGUACCAGGUAUACAGUGUGUGUCCAUGCUAACCCUAGAGUGAUAGAGUAUGAGAUGUGGACAGAUGUACUACCAGAAGUUAAUUCAUGUAGUGAUGGUAUCAUUGUGGAUUUCACUCCACCCGUGGAGGGAAGAGUGUGGAUUGGUAAUAUUCCAACUAUUACACAUCAGACUGUUACUUCAGAUAUGUAUGUAAAUUGGGAUGGUUUUUAUGAUGUUGAAGAGUAUAAUAAUGGUCCUCAUUCCACAGGCAUAAAGGAGUAUAUAUUGGGGAUAGGAACAACCUCUGGAGGAAACGAUGUGUUCCCAUUUGAGAAUGUAGGAACAGUACAACAUAAAGCCUUACAUGGAUUAAAUCUACAGAAUGGCUACAAAUAUUAUGCUACAAUUAAAGCUGUAGAUUUUGCUAACAGAGAAACCACAGUAAUGUCAGAUCCAGUGAUAGUUGAUAUUACUCCACCAGACAAAUCAAAUGAUCCCAUAACAAUUACAAAUCUACAUAUAACAUCCACAACGGAAAUAGAAGCAUGCUGGAAGAAUGUGUUCACAGAUUUAGAAAGUGGGAUAGAUUAUUUUCUGUGGUCAAUAGGAUCAGAACCAGGCUAUGUAGAUAUGAUGCCAUAUGUUACAGUUUUGGAGGGGGAGUGUGAUACAACAGAUAAAAACAACCCUCUAGAUCUGAUAGAUGGCCAUUAUUAUUACAUUAAUGUCAGGGCUUUUAACAAGGCUGGACUCUCAUCUUUGUCUACAUCCUGGGCCUUCCAAGUAGACACCACACCGCCAACGCCUGGUCAUGUGUAUGAUGGAGAUAACACUGUGUUAACAGGAGAUGUCAAGGACAUAGACUACCAGACAGAGACAAAGGUUAUACAUGUAUACUGGGAAGGGUUCCAUGAUACUCAUUCCAUCAUACAGGAGUAUUAUGUAUCAGUCGGAACCUGUCCUCAAUGUGAAGAUGUUCUUACAGAACAAGCUGUAGGAAUUACUAAUGAAUUUUCAUUAAAGGAUAUUCAUCUUGGAACAGGAUUACACUAUUACACAACUGUAACAGCAUGUAAUACUGCAUCUAUGUGUACCUCUGUUACUUCUGAUGGUGUUGUAAUGGACAACAGUCCACCGAUAGCUGGUCAUGUACAAGAUGGUACAGGCUUUUAUGACACACAGUACCAGUCUAUGAGAACAUAUAUAUCUGCUAAAUGGUAUGGAUUUGAUGACCCUCAAUCUGGUUUACAAAAGUAUGAAUGGAGGGCAGGUACCAGUAUUGGUGGAGAUGACAUUGUAUCCCCGACAGAGCUCCACUUAACAGAAGUUCUAGCACUGAAUGAUCUAAGUUUAACUCUGCCUCUAAAUCAGAAAAUUUAUCUUACUAUCAGAGCUUAUAACAGAGCAGGUUUAUGGACAGAAUCUUCUUCCAAUGGUUUUAUUGUUGACAUCACAGCCCCGGUUGUCUCAACCUCAUUGACCUUUGCAAAGGAUUAUGGGAUUAAUGGUUUAACACAGAUCUACAGAAACUCCAUGAAAGUAGAAUGGAACAUAAAUGAUCCAGAAUCAUUCAUAAAUAGACAGUAUUUAUCUAUCAGUUCACACAUUGGUGGAGAAUUUAACUUAUCUUCAAUACAAGUAAAUGGAAUAGCUAGGUGGUAUGUUAUAACAGGACUAGACCUACAUGAUGGUGUGACAUACUAUGUAACAUUAAUCUCCUGUAAUGGAGCAGAGAUCUGUAUUACCAGUACAUCUCCAGGGAUGUUUGUAGAUAGCUCCAAACCAUCCAGAGGAAUGUUUGCCAUAGAUACAGACCAUGCUGUCAAUUCAGACCUAUCAAGACAUUCUGAUGGAUGGAUGACAUGGACAUCAACAAAUCUAUUUUUAGCAUGGCUUGGUUUUAGUGAUGCACAGUCUGGUAUAGACCAUUACAAAGUGACUGUUGGAUCAUCUUAUAUGGCUACUGAUGUUGGCAAGAAACCAGAUGCUAAGUAUAUACAUUCCACAGCUAAUGAGGAUAAUGGAGAUGAAGGCAAAGUUCAACUUUUCAAAGUUCAAACUAAAGGCCUGAUCAACUACGAUAUUCUCUAUGUUACUAUUUGGACUGUAAAUGGUGUUGGUUUGAGAAGUGAUCUUAUUUACUCCGCCUUCAGAAGAGUGCCAGGAGGAGCUCUAGAGCUGAUCAGACGUUGUGAUUCAAUGUCAUGUGAAGGUCAUUGUGUUUGUGCUCCACAGGACCAGAAAUGUCCAACCUCACCUAGUUUAAAAUCUUGUACAGACAUAUCUUCAAAUAAUUCAAACAGUAUUCUUCUUGUCAUGGAUUCCAAUGGAUACUCUUCAACUGACCUGUCCUUUACAUCAUCAGCAAAUGUUCUAAGAGGACAAUGGAUUAUAUCACAGUCACAAGGGCUGGCUCCUCUGUGGUAUGAAUGGAGUGUUGGUUAUACUGGAUAUUCUACUCCAACUGGUAUAUAUAACCUAGUAGACGAAAAAAAUUGGCAAGAUGGCGGACAGUUUACAGAUGGAGUAUAUAUAACUAAUAAAGGUGUGAAUCUUAUUGAACAUUCAUCAUACAGUUUCUACGUGAGGAUUUGGUACACAGUGGACACUUAUGCUGUCUUCAAGUCAGAUGGUAUUACUGUAUUCUCUCAGACUCCACCAGUAGCAUCUGUUCGUGGUAAAGUGGUUACAGAAAAGACCCUAGGUACAAAUGUCAAAGAUCAAGAUUUCAUACAGACAGGCAGACCCAUGGUUAUUGAUUGGAGUGGCAAAUUCUUAGAGGCAGAAAAUUUGGUUCAAAAGUACAAAAUUUAUCUGAGUACAUAUCCUGGAGGUCAUGACAUAUGGACUGGAAGUGAUGAAGUACCAGGAAGUGCUACUGGUUACAAUAUCUCUAGAUUAAAUCUGAUACCCUGUGCUUUGUACUUCACAAAUGUUGUAGCCUAUACCUACUCUGGAGUUCAUACAACUGUGACCUCUGAUGGAUUUAUAGUGGAUGUUCAUCCUCCUGUAUCUGGUGUAGUGUAUGAUGGGAUAGGAAGAUCUGACUUGGAAUACCAGAACUCAUCAGACUUUAUAUCAGCUAGAUGGCAUGGAUUUAUUGACACUGAUUCUGGUGUAAAAGAAUAUAGAUGGUGUGUAGGAACAACGGUCAUUCCUGUAGAAUGCUCUGUCAUAGGCUGGACUAAUGUUGGACUACAUGUAUCAGUAACAAGGAAUUUAUCAUCUAGUAUUACACAAGGGAGUAAAAUCUACAGCAAAGUAUAUGCCAUUGAUAAUGUUGGUUUAAGUUCAGACACGGCUAUAUCUGAUGGAGUUGUCAUAGACACAACUAAACCUGUUUCUGAAAAAUUUCUACAUGCAGAUGUCAAUCUUGUCAGUAAUCCUUCGUUUGAAAACACAAGUGGAAGUGAAAUUAUGUGGGAGGAUGUAAAUUCGACUGAUAUUUGCAUGUUAAGUUACAUGUACUAUCCAUCGUCAUGGACACCAGAAUCUAUGUCAUGCUUGGCAGUCGUGUCUUCUGAUGUUAAUUUGGCCAAAGAUGGACGCUCAUUCUUGUUUAUUAGAGGAAGUGCUCAUCAGAGAUUAGAAAAUAUAAUUGCUGGAACUCUUUAUAAGGUCUCUUUCUUUUCAAGUCAUUUACCAAUUUGGAACUCUGUAGCAGCUAAUAAACAAGGAUUCAUACAGCUCGGAGACCACAGUGAAAUCUUCUUAAUAUAUACAAAGGCCUAUAGGAGAGAUAACCAUGGAGAUAGCUCUAGAGAAGAAGUGUCUUGGCACAAACACACUUACUAUAUUAAAGCUGAUGAGGAGAAUGUAAAUUUAACUAUUGGAAGUGCUGAUCAGACAACAGGAUUAAUAAUAGAUGACCUCUCUGUACAGGAAGUGACAUUAGAAAGUAAUGACAUCUCUGGUGGACAUAUUUUAGGCCAUGUUGUUUAUAUACAUGAAUGGGGGUCAAUUCAUGGAUCUUGGAGCUUUGCAGACCCAGAAUCUCCUAUUAUAGAUUACAGUUGGGCUAUUGGUUAUGCAGAAGGAGGUACCCAGAUACAACCAUUCAGGAGUGUAGGAGUGAUGAACUUUGGUUACAACAACAACAUUACACUGGUACAUAAUGUGUACAUAUAUAUCAUUGUUAUUGCCACAAACACUGCAGGACUGAGGGGUGUGGCAUAUUCUGAUCCAAUACUUGUAGAUUUGACACCACCCGAUAUCAAUUUUAUCAAUGAUGGAUUAAGUAUAGAUGAAGAUUCGUGGAUCUUAAAUGAAGUGUCUGCUAAAUGGGAAGUGGAAGAUUUACAAUCUGGUAUUAAAGAAUGUAAAUGGGCAAUAGGCUAUUUACCAGAAAGGACAGACUUACAAAUCUACACUACAGUAUCAGGUAACACAGGAUCUAUAGAAUUUGACUACAGUGUAUUGGAAGGUUAUACUGUCUAUUCUACACUGAGCUGUGAAAACAAUGCUGGUUUGUCUUCAGUUAGAUCUACUGAUGGAGUAAGGAUCACAGAGAAGCGUCCUUCCACUGAUCAUGCUGAGGUAGAGGUUGUUGGUAUAUCGUCUACACAGUACAAUCCUCAGACUGGCUUCCUGGGAGUUACAGAUAACAUCAGACUAAAAUGGUCUGGCUUUAUUGAUAAUGUUGGUAUCGAUGCAUAUGUAGUAGAUAUUGGUGGUGACAGGUCAGACCUAAUGUUUUUCCCUACAGAACAAGAUUUGUUGUAUACCCACUUCUCACAGAUGUCUAUAGCCAGUGAUAUUCAACAAAAACUUUCUGUUCAGGCUGUUAAUAAAGUCUUCCUGAGAAGUGAUAAAGUGAGAAAAGACUUAAUGGUGUAUCUGGACAUGCCACAGGUUGAUGCUACAAAAACUGUGAGCGUAUCAUGGACAGACAAUAAAUUCAUGGCAUCAUGGGAAAGCAUUUUCCUGUCUGACCACCAAUUAUACUAUGAGGUGUCUGCAGGAACACAUGACAGUGGUGUUAAUAUUCUUCAGUGGCAGUAUACAAAUCAAACCAGCGUUACCUUUGGCCUCCCAGGAUCUGUCCAGGCAUCCAGUGGAUUGAAAGUCCAUAUCACCAUAGGAGCCAUCUCUACUGGAGGAUUUUAUAACUUUGUUAAAGGGACUGUUAUACUUCCCUAA